Messenger RNA from Manihot esculenta (cassava), 1229 nucleotides. RefSeq names its product U3 small nucleolar ribonucleoprotein protein IMP3. Lineage: Eukaryota; Viridiplantae; Streptophyta; Magnoliopsida; Malpighiales; Euphorbiaceae. The coding region runs from base 326 to 874 and encodes 182 amino acids. The transcript is spliced from 5 exons. The record is from RefSeq and is a predicted model, not a curated record. Gene Ontology annotation, molecular function: rRNA binding; snoRNA binding; structural constituent of ribosome. Gene Ontology annotation, cellular component: small-subunit processome; small ribosomal subunit; Mpp10 complex. Gene Ontology annotation, biological process: rRNA processing.
AUAAACUAAACCCUUAAUUCGCCCAUCCUAGUCACUUUCUUCUCUCUACUCUCAACACAGCCGCUCGCCACCCCCCUACGCCCCUUCUUUUCUCUGUCAGGCGGUCGACGUUCCUCCGCCCGCUUCCUCUGGUACAGCCGCGUCUUUGGUCCUGGUUGCUGUCGUGGCUCUCCUCUGCCGCGUCAUCUGGUCGUUGUUUCUGCGUCCGCUGGUCUAGUCCUUCCGCCAUCCGGUGCUGCUCCUCGCCGCCGGUCCUCGUCCUAAGUCACGCCGCCGCUGCUCCUCGCCGCUUUCGUCUACGUCCUCAGUCACUGCAGGUUGAGGAAUGAGGAAGCUAAAGUUUCAUGAGCAGAAGCUGCUGAAGAAGGUAAAUUUCUUGCAAUGGAAGAGAGAGGGCGAUCACAGAGAAGCCAAUGUUAUGCAUCGUUAUCAUAUAGUCGAGCGGGAUGAUUACAAGAAGUAUUCGGGUUUGUGCCGGAUGGUGCAGAAGUUGGUCAACAUAUUGAAGCAGAUGGAUCCUAGAGACCCUUAUCGAGUUGAAAUGACCGAUGUGCUUUUGGAGAAACUAUAUAACAUGGGAGUGAUACCAAGCAGGAAAAGUCUGGCUUUGUGCGAUCGCCUAUCAGUAUCAUCAUUUUGCAGACGAAGGCUUUCAACUGUUUUAGUGCGACUGAAGUUUGCUGAACAUUUGAAAGAAGCCGUUACAUACAUUGAGCAGGGUCACAUUCGAGUUGGUCCAGAGACAGUUACUGACCCAGCAUUCCUGGUUACGAGGAAUAUGGAAGACUUCAUAACUUGGGUAGAUACAUCCAAGAUAAAGAGAAAGGUGCUCGAGUACAAUGACCAGUUGGAUGAUUAUGAUGUAAUGAACUGAAAAAAGUCCUCUAGGGUGAUUAUGAUGAUCUGCCGCGACAGGGCUAUAAAUUUUGUGAUCUCAUGGACAGAUCUGUACUCUUCUUUUCAAAAUUACUUGUGUUACGCAAUCUGUGAUUCUCAUGUAUGAGGUUGCUUUCAGUUGAUAUAGUUUUGAAGUGUUGUCGAUGAAUGAUCUUUAUUAUUUUAAUGGCUUGACCAUUAUUCCGGAUCAUAAGAAAGAUGGGAAAAAAAAAAAAAAGGAAAUCACCAUGGCAUCUUAUGACAGAUUAAACAUACUCAAGAAUUUGCUUUUUGCUGCUUCUGAACGUGACAUUGUAUUUUAUAUAUGUCCUUCUCAAACUUCUGUUUUGUAA